AUGGCCGCUGUCACGGAGAGAUUCAUGCAUCUCUCGCGCCCCCUGGGUCCUCAACAGGCCGGGCUUCAGUCGAGCAUUGCCCCGCUUGGUGUCAGCAUCCAGCCUCAGGCCAUCCUCUCGAUCCUCGACCACGCUACCCGACGAGACGUCCGUGAUGCGUCCCAGCCCAGCCGCGUCAUCGGCGCCCUCGUGGGCACCCGAUCCGAGGACGGCACCGAAGUCGAAGUCCGGUCUUGCUUUGGCAUCCCGCACACCGAGGAGGAGGACCAGGUUGAGGUGGACGUCGAAUACCAGAAGAACAUGCUCGCCCUAACCCUCAAGGCCAACCCGCGUGAGGCCCUGCUCGGCUGGUACACCACCUCGCUUGAGCUCAACAGUUUCAGCGCCCUCAUCCAGAACUUCUUCGGCAGCCCAGACACCGGCACUUUCCCCCACCCCGCGAUUCACCUGACUGUCUCGACCGACCCCAGCACCGCCAUCGAGACCCGAUGCUACAUCUCCGCCCCCGUGGCCGUCAACUCGGAGCGCGCGGCCGAGAGCUGCCUGUUCAUGCAGGUCCCCCACAAAAUGCUCUACGGCGACGCGGAGCGCUCUGCCCUGGGCGCCAUCUCGGCCGCCAAGGACAAUGAGAACCGGAACGCCCCUCUCGUUUCGGACAUUGAGGCCCUCGGCGCAUCCAUCGAGCAAACCAUCGGCCUCCUCGACCGUGUCAGCGAAUGGGUCAACGGCGUGCUGGACGAGGACGAGGAGCCCAACGCUGCGCUGGCUCAGUUCCUCAUGAGCACCCUGUCCCUGGCGCCCAAGGUGGACCCUGAGCAGAUUGAGCACGACUUCAACAACCACAUCCAGGACGUCCUCAUGGUCGGCUACCUGGCCAACACCAUCCGCACGCAGAUCGAUCUCGCGCAGAGGUUAGCCACGGCGAAUAUCCAGAUUGGCGAGAAGGAGGGCGACAACAAGAACGAGGGUGACAAGGACGGUCAGCGCGGCGGUGGCAAGCGUGGCGGCCGAGGAGGCCGCGGUGGAGGCAGGGGAGGUGGUCAACAGCGUGAGCCCCGGGAGCCACGUGAGCCUGCGGAAUAG
Messenger RNA from Emericellopsis cladophorae, 1083 nucleotides. Its product is annotated as translation initiation factor 3 subunit F. Gene Ontology annotation, molecular function: metallopeptidase activity; translation initiation factor binding; translation initiation factor activity. The transcript has 2 exons. Gene Ontology annotation, cellular component: eukaryotic translation initiation factor 3 complex, eIF3m. Gene Ontology annotation, biological process: translational initiation. The coding region runs from base 1 to 1083 and encodes 360 amino acids. The record is from RefSeq and is a predicted model, not a curated record. Lineage: Eukaryota; Fungi; Ascomycota; Sordariomycetes; Hypocreales; Bionectriaceae.